Molecule: messenger RNA, 4001 nt
Organism: Neoarius graeffei (lesser salmon catfish)
Lineage: Eukaryota; Metazoa; Chordata; Actinopteri; Siluriformes; Ariidae
Gene: cuedc1b
Product: CUE domain containing 1b
Exons: 11
Coding region: 533-1681 (382 amino acids)
Molecular function (GO): ubiquitin binding
Source: RefSeq, a predicted model, not a curated record
CUCUUCUGGUGUGUUUGAUUCACCAAACACACACAACGCAAUGUCGCUCCGUCGCGGGACUGGAGCACUGGGAACCGCACACACACACACUCUCUCUCACUCUGAGUGUGGAUCAGUGAGGGUUUAAACCCGUCCCUGUUUCUGUGCAGAUUUAUUCCUCUGAAGGAAACGAGGCUAAAAAUAAUAUUUUUCAUAGCAGACUGGAAAGCUGAUGUUGUGCCGCUCACCAGCUGCUCUCUCAGUUCCAGUCCUGAUGAAGCUCCAACUCUACUGGAAACUUUUGGAGUCUUAGGCCACUGCAUGUUGAAUGCCAUUCUUCCUCCUUGAAGUGACGCCAUUACUGCUAUUUUGGAUGCUGUUGAAAAAGCAGAAAAGGAAGAAGAAUCCCAGUGGGUUAACCUAAUUGGACAGUGAUGAAAGAGUGAAUAGGCUUGAAAAGCUGUCUUGCUCUAAGACAAAUACAAGUGGAUAUAAGAAAGAAAAUACAUUGGAGUUUGUGCCAUCAUUUCCUUGGGUGGCUUAGUUGGUCAAGAUGACUAGUCUGUUUCGGCGGAGCAGCAAUGGCGGCUCUCGAGGAGGAGGAGGAUCAGGUGGAGGAUCAGGUGGAGGAGGUGGAGGAUCAGCCACAGGAGAACUGAACAACAGUAGGCCUAACCGACAGGUGCGGCGGCUAGAGUUCAACCAGGCCAUGGAAGACUUUAAGACCAUGUUUCCCAGCAUGGACUAUGAGGUGAUUGAGUGUGUGCUGCGGUCCAACAAUGGGGCGGUAGAUGCCACCAUUGACCAGCUUCUGCAGAUGAGCAUCGAUGAAAAUGGAUCAGAUGACAGCUCAGACUCUGAUGACAGCAUCCCACCUGAGAUUCUGGACAGGACCCGCGAACCAGACAGCUCAGAUGAAGAGCCACCUCCAGUCUACUCUCCACCCACAUAUGACAUGCACAUAUAUGACAGGAAAUAUCCUAAUGCCCCGCCCACUCCUCCCCCCAGGUUCGAAGUGCAGCCCUCAGUGGGACAGCAGCACACACAAAGUUACAGGAACUGGAACCCUCCAUUACUCGGUAACCUGCCUGAUGACUUCCUUCGAAUCUUACCCCAGCAGUCAGACAGUAUACAGAGCUCCCAAAGCAGUGUGCGUGAGCCAUCAUCCUCCCUGGCGUUACUGCCUCAGCAGGCUGCCUGUGUUGCUGGAGCCUCUGAGCAGGAACGCAAGCUCAAACAGUACCUGGAAGAUGAGCGCAUCGCUCUUUUCCUCCAGAACGAGGAGUUCAUGAAGGAGCUGCAGCGCAAUCGCGAGUUUCUUGUCGCACUGGAACGAGAUCGACUGAAAUACGAAUCAAAGAAAUCUAGGUCAGCUGGUAACUCAACAGGUAAUCACUACACUCCUGGAUCGUUUGAGGCAUGCACGGUAGUGUCAGAUGACGCUCUGUUCAGAGACAAACUGAAGCACAUGGGAAAAUCAACCAGGAAGAAGCUGUUUGAGAUCGCCAGAGGGUUUUCAGAAAAGACAAAACGAAGAAAGGCCAAAAGAAGGACCCUCCUGAAACAUCAUUCACUGGGCACUGCCAAUUCCACUGCCAAUCUGCUGGAUGAUGUGGAAGGAAACCCCUGUGAGGAGGAAAGUCAGCUCAGAAGACUGGCCAUGCAGGAAGAGGAGCGGCCCCAUAGGGAACCACUUUCAUGAUCCCUCCUGUCACCUGAUGUAUUUAAAGUAUCUGGUGAAGGCAGAGCAACCCGUGGCAGACUGCCUUGUGGCUCUGUGGUUCCACGAUGAUGGUGCAAGCCAGUCAUCCCUGGCUCCGCCUACAUAGUCUCCACUCUCACAGGUUUCCCUCGUCACAGGAAGAGACUAGAAUUCUAAAGCAGCAUUGUAACAAGCCUAUAAUAAUUAUCUGCAAUAUAUAUAUUAACUGUAUGUUAACUUUGUUAAUUUUUAUAUGUAAAACUGAACAAAUACAGUAUUAAAUGGUUUGGGGUUUUUUUUAUCUCAAUUUGUGCUAGCUUCUUUGGAUAUAUUCGUCCUUUGAUUAUUUAUGGUUUAAGAAGAAUGUGGCUUGUUACAUAUAAUUUUUUUUAUAUCUUUGUAAAAUAUUUAUAUUUCUUCAAACUGAUCUUGACCAACCUGAUGAUCAUCUAACAUGUAGAAAACUUUUCAAAUGUCCAAGAAUCCAAUCCUUUAGUUAUACAAAAGGUUGCCACAUUUGCUUAUGUAAUCCAUUUGUCAUAACACCAAAAUGCCUUUUAAAAUCUGUACUCCAUUCUGUCUGACUACAAUAUACUAAGAUAAAGGUUCAAAUUAAAUGGAGGAGGAGGAUGCCGUCUCGAUCAUGGGUAGAACUAAUAACCAAUUCAGCCUGUAUAAGUGCCCUUUUAUCCAGCAGGCAUGAACUUGUCCUGAAUCUCUACUUGUCCAGAGCUGAAGCAUUCUCUUCCGUGGCCAAAUGAUGCUGUUACAGUGUUUGAAAUAAUUCUUAUUUGUUAUAAUGUAAUAUCAGCAUUUUUCACAUGAACAUGGGAAAGGGCAACAAUCUGUGAAUAGACUUAUAAUUGCACUGCCACUUGCAUUUCGUAAUCCUGUUAAGAUUCUUUUGUAGGUUUCCUACAGUAAAACUAACAAAAACCAGUAUUAAUAUGAUUUUAGUCAGUAAUGUUUUUGUCGAGACUGUUGUGUUUAGGAUCACCUGACUAUGUUGAGGAGUUAGGUGCACAGAACAAAUAGAAAGAUACCAUCAUGUUGGUUUAAUGUGCUGUCUGUUUCAAGCAAUGUGAUUUUAUUGUCGGGGGGGAAUUGAGAAUGUGACCUACACUUAGUUUGUGUUUUAGUUAAUGCUAGAAUAGAGUUCUCUACUGGGUUUCUGUGAGUAGAAUCACAGGAAUUCAAUACGUUGUAUUUUUGUGCUAUUAUGCAAUGGAUUCUUAGUAAAUGUAACAAAGUAUCUCCUGGGUUUUUGAGCAGAGACCAUUUUUCUAAACACUGUUUAGACCUUUAUUCUAUUAUUCCUGGUUCUAGAUAGCAGAUUUCUCUUUCUCCAUCUCCACGCCACCCAUAGGAGGUAUUGCACCGUCCAGCACUUUCCAUGAUCCUUACAGCGCUCACAUUGUCAUUCAUGACAUGGGGGUUAAUAAACUAGGAUAUCCAAUCCAAUACCGCUUAUUUGAAAGAGGGGUGGGACUCUAUGAAAAAAAAUUACUUUGACAUCUUUGAAUUUUCUUUGGCAUUUAAAAAAAAAACCAACAAAUUAUAAAUGUCUUCAUUUAUUUGUUUGGUUAGGGACACUGAAUAUUUCUUCAAGAAGUCAUUUAAUGAUUGCUCUUUGCCUUCAUUACUUUAUUGCUAUUAAAAUUGUUUUCUCUGAUUUUUCACGUCAGAAGUUUGGUCUUUUAAAAGCAGACCACCCUGUUUUAAAACUCUCAUACAAUUAUAAUUGUAUGUUCCUCCUCACUGUGUGACCAUAAAUUUGGUUCAUCUUCCAUAUGAUCUGUUAAUGCUAAAACAUUUAGCCUCUCAGGGAACUUAACCAUUUAACUAUUUUGGUACAAGCACAGCUUGAAUGGACAUAAAAAUGAAUAGAAAGACAUCAUUUUAAAAGCUUCAUGUAGCAUGUUCAGAUAUGGUUCAUAAUGCAAUAAAAACUGUUAACCAAUAGAUUUUUUUUUUAUGUCAGUAUUUUAGGAUUCUUUUGUUCUCAAAGACGUUAAUUUCAAUUUCCUUUUGGUAUAUAAUAAUCAAUACAGUGUACUCUGAGUAUUUAAUUUUGAUCAAAUUAGAUGAAGUAUUUUAUUAAUGUAAAACUAGCUUAGUAAAUUGAAUUUGUAAUUUAAAAUUAUUAUUAUUUGGGAGAUAAUUACCUUUAUUUCUAAGACGAUGACUGUAUUUCCUCCACUAAUAAGUGUAAUGGUUCUGUAACCCAUCAUACUCUCCACACUGUAUCUGAAUCUAAAGUUUUCUUACAAUCCUAUUACAUUCAUUAGUUAUUUAAAAGGAAUAAAAUUGUUACAUGGUG